AUGGACCUGUACAACUCACCAUAUCCUUCCUGGAUAUCCAAACCCACUCUGCGUGGUUACAAUGCCGCUUCUUUCAAGAAAGCUGUGCUAUCAUUUGGUGAGAACCAUCAAAUCCGAUGUGCAGAAUAUGCACCGUGCAGAAACAUCAUGGGAGGUGUAUGGCUUAAAAAUCUGCUGGACUCUAUUAAGAGCGCUAUCAAAGGUGAAGGUCCAAAGGUCAUCGGAUAUGCUUCGCAUACCGAAGUCACACUCUCGGUGAUGAAGCUGUUAGGAAUAGAGAAGGACGAACUGACGACAUCAGCUGGAUUUGUCAUCGAGUUCAGGAACAAGCCCGAACCUAACAUCCGCAUCCUCAAUCAUGAUCCAGUAGAGAUCGAUAAGCACAUUAUCUAUAAGGCGACAUACACCCCAGAUUUGGCGAAAAUCUCUGACAAAGCUGGCUGGAUUCCUUUCAAGAAGUUCGAGACAUUGGUCGGGAAAUUCGCGAUCGCCGAUUGGCAGAAGGCUUGUGGACGGCCGUCUUGCGGAGUUUCCUCACCCUACGGGACGAAGCAUGCUGCCAAAUAA
Messenger RNA from Cooperia oncophora, 567 nucleotides. The record is from the annotation of a GenBank genome assembly. Lineage: Eukaryota; Metazoa; Nematoda; Chromadorea; Rhabditida; Trichostrongylidae.